UUGUUUCCUUCUUCCUCACUGGUUUUGCACCGAAAAAAAAAAAAAAAGAACUUCACCAACAAACCAAGAACAUAUAUAAAAAGGCAAAAAGAUUCAUUUUUGAACCAUACCCACAUCUCAAAAAUCAGUAUUUUAUCUUUCCAAAUAUCAUUGCAAUUGGUUAAUAUUUUUUUUUUCCUUUGCAGAGUGAUAAAAAUGGUAGCUUUAAAGAUGAAGGUGUUGGGAUUUAUGCUAAUAAUGCUUUCAAUAUCUGUAUUUACAAAGGGUGAUGAAAAUGAAUCACCUAGGCCACCAACAUUGGUAAAAAUAGUUAAGGGUAAAAAAAUGUGUGCUAAAGAUUGGGAAUGUACUAAAUUGUCAAGGUUUUGUUGUAAUUUGACAAUAUCAGAUUAUUUUGAGACAUACCAAUUUGAGAAUUUGUUUUCAAAGAGGAAUUCACCAAUAGCACAUGCUGUUGGUUUUUGGGAUUAUAAAUCUUUUAUUACUGCUUCAGCUGAUUAUCAACCACUUGGUUUUGGUACUACUGGUGGUAAAAAAAUGCAGAUGAAAGAAAUUGCUGCUUUUCUUGGCCAUGUUGGAAGUAAAACUUCUUGUGGUUAUGGAGUCGCUACGGGUGGACCAUUGGCGUGGGGGCUUUGCUAUAACAAGGAAAUGAGUCCUAGCCAAGAUUACUGUGAUGACUACUUCAAGUUAACCUACCCGUGCUCUCCUGGAGUCCAAUAUUAUGGUCGUGGUGCCUUGCCUAUCUACUGGAACUACAACUAUGGAACUAUAGGCGAAGCGCUAAAGGUAGAUCUGUUGAAUCAUCCCGAAUUCAUUGAACAAAACGCGACCUUGGCAUUCCAAGCCGCAAUUUGGCAGUGGAUGAAUCCGGUUAAAAAGGGUCAGCCUUCAGCUCAUGAUGCCUUUGUUGGCAAUUGGAAGCCCACAAAGAAUGACACAUUGUCUAAACGAGUUCCCGGUUUUGGCACCACGAUGAACAUCCUCUACGGUGACAAUGUUUGUAACCAAGGUGAUGUUGACUCCAUGAACAACAUCAUUUCCCACUAUUUGUAUUAUCUCGACUUGAUGGGCGUUGGUCGGGAGGAGGCAGGGCCUAACGAAAUACUCACUUGCGCAGAACAAAAACCUUUCAAUCCAUCUUCCGCCCCCACUGCUUCUUCUUGAGACUGUUUGGAUUCUAGACAGCUUGCGCGCUUGUUGCUUUUAUCCUCGAGUGUUUUCGUGAAAAGAAGCGUCCAAUAAGUGGAGCAAUAUUGGCGUCAUUGUCCUGCUCCCGGUGUAAACUGUGUGUUUGGGAGUCGUAUAUAAGGAUUAAGGAUGUGUUGCCCCUUUCUUGUAGUGUCUUAUUGAAGUGAAUUUUGAUCAGUGUAAUAUGCGCAGUGUAUGUGAAACAUUAGUUUGAACUUUUAGAAGUUACAGACUUUGUA
This is a messenger RNA of Lycium barbarum (goji berry), 1430 nucleotides long. Its product is annotated as chitinase-like protein 2. Gene Ontology annotation, molecular function: chitinase activity. NCBI's taxonomy places the organism in Eukaryota, Viridiplantae, Streptophyta, Magnoliopsida, Solanales, Solanaceae. The transcript has 3 exons. The record is from RefSeq and is a predicted model, not a curated record. The coding region runs from base 196 to 1167 and encodes 323 amino acids. Gene Ontology annotation, biological process: carbohydrate metabolic process; cell wall macromolecule catabolic process; chitin catabolic process.